AAUCAAUCAAUCAGUGCUCUUAACAUAACAAACAUAUAAAAUAUAAUAAUAUUAAAGCAAAACAUUUUGCUUUAAAUUAAAAAUAUAAUAAAUGUUUUCAUUCAUUGUUUUGUGAAAAGCGAUUCAUUUAUUAUAUAAAUUCAGUGGAAAUUUAACGCCUCUUUUGUUGGACUAAAAGCAACAAUAAGUGGCGAUCGGAUCCAAAAGUUUUAAUAUUUUUACGAAAACCCGUUUGUCAUAUAGUUUUUGUGUCCAAACAAUAUGUUGGUCUAACAUAUAGACAACUAUACGGUGUUGUCCCCGAUAUAUAGACACAUCGGUUGAUCGGUUAAUGCAAUGGCCACCAGUGGUGUCAACGACGAGAAACAGGCAAUUGUUAAACGUCUGUUGGAUUCAGUCAAACAAUGUCAGACCAGAUUCGGCGGCCGAUCCGAGUUGGCCACCGAUAUGGAUACUCGAGUGGUAGAACUGUGCGAAUCACUUGAGUCGGCUCUAACACACAGACUAAGACGUAAUCGUAAUCUAAUUCAUUACAAACGUAAAUCCGGUAUUAAUGGCGUAACCCGUAGUACUAGUGCCACACAAGGCUUUGGAGAAUCUCAUGAAACAGUUGUCUGUUUUUGGCAUUUUGUAAGUCUUCAUCUGACUCGACACGAGUUUGAUCGAUACCGACUGCUGAGGAAUGUUAGGACAGACUUUGGUCGAGGAAAGGCUUGGCUAAGAAGUUCAUUGAAUGAGCAUUCAUUAGAGCGCUAUGUCUUAACAUUAUUGACCGAUUCAACGACUCUUCGCAAUGAUUUCUAUGAGGAAAAUGCUUUCAUGAGAGACGAAGAUAUUAAUUCUGUUUUGCCUACCAUUUCACGCGGACUGAACUCUAUAUUGUUUGCAAUCAAUAUAGACAACGCAGAGUUUGAUUACGAUAGUAAAAUUAUCGAGAAGAACAGUCGAUCUGAUCCGUUACCAGUUCUUUGUAAAUCGGAAACAAUUCCAGGGAUUAGAAGACGCAGACAUAAAGUUAAUGUGAUAUCAUUGAGUGAUGAUGAUAAUGACCAGAUGGACCACUUGAAUGCUGCCCGAAGCGCUCCAACCACUUGUCUUUCAUCGCCGGACUCUAUAUUUUCCGACAGACAAAUGUCAUCCACUUAUAUGACGGGUAACUGUUCAUCACUUAUCUCACAAUCGGCUGAUAGGAAUGUCGUAUUGACACCAUUGGGCGCUGAGAAUGUUAACAAUACUUUAGAAUUGAUUGUCGAUAACACCAGUGUCUGUGAUUCAGACAAAUUAAGUCUGAAUGAAAAUCAAGAAUCAAAGAUAGAGUCGAGUCAAGAGACAAAUGUCGAAUCAAAUGCAGAUAAGGAUGAAUUAGAGAGAUUGAGAGCCGAGAAUCAGUGUAUGAAAGAGAUGUUUGAGGAAAAGGUGUCCAAAUUGAUGGCUCAAAACGAUAGUCUAAAUAAAGACAAUGAUUUACUACAAGUACAGCUCAAUAAAUAUAUAGCAGCCGUUCAACUAUUAAAAUACUCGGGCAAUACGGGUCAGGAUGUUAUCAUUGAUAAUAAUACUAAUACCGGUGCUAUUGGACAAUCAUUUGAAGAAAGUAAAGCGUUUGAGUCGCAAAACCAGAGUUACUAUAAUGAGAUCAAUGAAUACGAGAAGAAAUUGGUCGAAGUGGCAGAAAUGCACGCAGAGUUGGUUGAGUUUAAUCAACACUUGCAUCGGGUUAUCGCACAAAAGGAUGCACUCAUAGCCAGACUUAAGGAUGAAUUGGUUCACUUAAGAGGACCGUUGCCGGAAGUUAACGAAGUGACCGAAGAUCUGAUAAGCGUUUCAUCUGAUUUCGAAACUGAUCUGUCAAUACAAUCGACAAUUAGUCCGCUCAUACAUAUCUGGAUACCGACGGUAUUUCUGGCCGGCGGCCAAAAAAGCAAAUCACAUCAUAUUUACCAAAUCUAUGUCCGAAUUAAAGAAGAAGAAUGGAAUGUCUACAGACGUUAUUCACAAUUUCAUAGUUUACACAAAUCUCUUCGCAAAAAGAUUCAAAUUCUCAAUACAUUUGACUUUCCGCCCAAAAAGACUAUCGGAAAUAAAGACUCGAAAGUGGUUCAGGAAAGACGUAAACGACUGGAAAACUAUCUGAGAAAUCUGAUUAAUGCACUCCAAACACAACAUAAUAAUAUUACUGAUAAACAACACCUCAUCGCUGUUUUACCAUUCCUCAGUGAACGGUUCGUCCAAAGUCAAGGCCGUUCCCGAUCUGAGACUCAUUUGAAUUUCAGUACCAAUGAUCCGCCUCAAGAGCACCAUUACAUGGGAUUAUAAGAGUGGCCGAUAAGUUUGAGUGGUGACCAAACAAACUUUUAAGUAAAAUUUUUAUAUUAGUUUUAUCAAAUUUUUU
Oppia nitens is the source of this 2392-nucleotide messenger RNA. RefSeq names its product sorting nexin-29-like. Bases 337 to 2316 code for a protein of 659 amino acids. Gene Ontology annotation, molecular function: phosphatidylinositol binding. The record is from RefSeq and is a predicted model, not a curated record. The transcript has 6 exons. NCBI's taxonomy places the organism in Eukaryota, Metazoa, Arthropoda, Arachnida, Sarcoptiformes, Oppiidae.